CUUAAAUAUUAUCAACUAAACAUGCGUUAAAAUUUUUAUCCCGAAAUUAUUUGUUUUUAUACCUUAAACCAAACGGCCCCUAAGAGCACAGUCCAAUUUAGUUACUUUGUGACUAAGGUUCUCUAUUUUGCUUCCUGUAAAUGGUGUACUACUACAACAUUUGUAACAUCAACAUAAAAUUCUAGAUUUGUCUAUCCUUCUUUUUUCCAAUGGAGAAUGAGAAUCCGAAUAUUCUGUCUUUGUUACCGGAGGAUUGUACUGGGAAGAUCUUGGGGUUUACAAGUCCUGUAGAUGUUUGCCGCGUGUCCCUCGUCUCUAAAUCACUUCAAUCCGCCGCUGAUUCCAAUUCCGUUUGGGAGAAAUUUCUGCCGUGUGAUUAUCAGUCCAUCAUUUCGGGAUCAGUGACUCCCAUCCCUGAUUUUGGUUCAAAGAAGGAUCUGUAUGUUUAUCUCUGCCAUAAUCCCAUCUUAAUUGAUGCAGGUAGCAAGAGUUUCUCACUGGAAAAACGGACCGGAAAGAAGUGCUAUUUUCUAGGUGCAAGGGAUCUUAACAUUGCAUGGGCUGAUACACCACGACAUUGGAGAUGGACUUCAUUACCUGAAUCCAGAUUUCCAGAGGUGGUUAAGCUCAGACGUGUUUGGUGGCUUGAAAUUCGGGGCACAAUAAGAGUUGGUGUUUUGUCACCGCGGACAUCCUAUGUAGCUUAUAUUGUUUACAAGUUGAAAAAUGAUCAUGGGUUUCAUUUUCGACCAUCGGAGGUUUCAGUUGGAGUUUGUGGUGUUGAAUUAGACACACAAUUUGCAUUUCUGGUGCCGAAAGGUAGACAAUAUCAUCCCUAUAAGUCAAUUUAUAGAAUGUCCUCUGCAACAGAGGACGAGCUCGAGCAAUUGGAUGAUGACAAUGAGGAGGCGGUUUAUAUAUAUUUUCCGUGCCCUUAUGGGAGGGGGCCGCUUUUGCCGGUGCGUGCUUCUAAUCUGGUGCAAUCUAAUAUUCGACGCCGUCAACUUAGAGAUGAUGGCUGGUUUGAGAUAGAAUUGGGUGAGUUUUAUACUGAAAAUGAAGAUGAUUGUAUAGAAAUGAGUUUGAAAGAGGUUAACGACUGUUUAAGCCCCAAGGAUGGCCUUAUUGUUGAAGGAAUUGAGAUUAGACCAAGAAUGGGUUAAUUAUCACAUUUUUUAUAAAAUAUUUUUUCCAUACAGCUCUAUGUAUUAUGAAUAGAGCAUUACUCUGUUUCAACUUUCAAGUAUGUUUUCCAAAAUUGAACUAUACUGUACAUGUAUUUAGUCUCGUGUUAUAACAAAGUGACCCUUUUCCAUGCUUUGCCCCCUUGGCAAAUCCAAAUAAUACAGUGAUUAAAUCAAGAACAAAAAAAUUACAGAAGGGAUUUCAACAGAAGUAACACAGGUUGCUCCCGGUAAUCAAUAGUUCUCCGUCAAAGAUUCAAAUACCAAAAAGGCUGCUUGAACAAGCUGGUGAUAUUGCUUUUGCCUGCAUGUCGAAUAGCCACCAGUUUCCAUCUAUUUGCUCACUAAAAUAUAUGCAGUUGCUCCUGCAUCCCAUCUUCGACAACAAUGUUCUAUUUCCAAGGCUUUCCAUCUUAACCCAUACCAAUUUUGGAAUAUCAAGCCUGUAAAUUUCAACAUCAUCCACAAACAAAAGAUGGCGAGUACAAUGUGUUACUAACUUUGAGACCAAAUGGAAGGACCUAUAUGCAAGAGGCC
Messenger RNA from Capsicum annuum, 1721 nucleotides. Its product is annotated as putative F-box protein PP2-B12. The coding region runs from base 210 to 1163 and encodes 317 amino acids. Lineage: Eukaryota; Viridiplantae; Streptophyta; Magnoliopsida; Solanales; Solanaceae. Gene Ontology annotation, molecular function: protein binding. The record is from RefSeq and is a predicted model, not a curated record. The transcript is spliced from 4 exons.